Molecule: messenger RNA, 363 nt
Organism: Stegodyphus dumicola
Lineage: Eukaryota; Metazoa; Arthropoda; Arachnida; Araneae; Eresidae
Source: RefSeq, a predicted model, not a curated record
AUGUCUGUUGCUUUGGAUGCACUUCGAUCGGAAUAUCAUAUUGCUGUGCCUGAAAACGAUGACACUUCUGUAUUAGAAGAGGAAUUAUUAGAUCUAGAAGCAAGAAUCGACGAUCUAGAGCAUAAGGAACUAGCUGAGGGAUCUGAAUCCAUGACUGAUUCGUACUACCUGCCUCACCAUGGGGUUUACAGACCAGACAAAAGUAGUACACGUUUAAGAGUGGUUUUUAACGCCUCAACUGCCACAACAUCGGGAUUGUCAUUAAACGAUAUUUUGUUGAAGAGAAGAAUUCCACAGCAGGAAUUAUUUUCUAUAACGGCUAGAUUUAGAAAACAUCGCUACGCCUUCACAGCAGAUGUAUAA